Molecule: messenger RNA, 857 nt
Organism: Phaethon lepturus (White-tailed tropicbird)
Lineage: Eukaryota; Metazoa; Chordata; Aves; Phaethontiformes; Phaethontidae
Gene: CNRIP1
Product: cannabinoid receptor interacting protein 1
Exons: 3
Coding region: 160-465 (101 amino acids)
Biological process (GO): negative regulation of signaling receptor activity
Cellular component (GO): plasma membrane
Molecular function (GO): type 1 cannabinoid receptor binding
Source: RefSeq, a predicted model, not a curated record
AAAAUCAGCGUCUCCCUCAAAAUCCAGCCCCACGACGGGGCGGUGUAUUUCAAGGUGGACGGGCAGCGCUUCGGCCAGAACCGCACCAUCAAGCUGCUGACCGGGGCCAAGUACAAGAUCGAGGUGGCCCUCCGGCCCGGCACCGUCCAGGCCACGACAAUGGGCAUCGGAGGCGUCAAUGUCCCACUGGAAGAGAAAUCGAGGGAUGCACAGGUGGCCUCUUACACAGGGAUCUACGACACAGAAGGGGUACCCCAUACCAAAAGCGGGGAGAGACAGCCCAUCCAGGUCAACAUGCAGUUUGACGACAUUGGUGUGUUUGAAACAGUCUGGCAAGUCAAAUUCUACAACUACCACAAACGGGAUCACUGUCAAUGGGGAAACAGUUUUGGUAGUAUCGAAUACGAAUGCAAACCAAAUGAAACGCGCAGUCUUAUGUGGAUCAAUAAAGAGACCUUCCACUGAAGAGAUGUGAAACCAAUACUGCUGGACAAUCUCCCUAAAGAAAAAUCUACCUUUUUAAACCAGCAAGAAGCCUUAAAAAGGCAUACUGUAAUAUUGCUUUGUUCCAUAAGGUUCCAACAACUACGUUGUAUAUGCAGGUGGUGCCACUAAAAUCUUUGCCUAUUACUGUAUUUUAAGUUUACCAUGGCAUCUGCAACAUUCUUUAUCUGUCACCCUGAGAACACUGUAAAGUUCAUGGUAAAGAAUACUUGAUAGCUGGGUAGAAAGUCAUACCAUCUUAAUACUGUCAUAAGUAUUACGCCCAACUAAAGAGUUCCACUAGGUGUAACAACUUUUGUGAAGUGUUUUGCGUUAUUGCUUAGAAUUUGGAUGCAACAUCACAUUGGUGAUUU